Molecule: messenger RNA, 350 nt
Organism: Pyricularia grisea
Lineage: Eukaryota; Fungi; Ascomycota; Sordariomycetes; Magnaporthales; Pyriculariaceae
Exons: 2
Source: RefSeq, a predicted model, not a curated record
CGAUUAAAUUAUUAAGGAAUUCCAAUCAACCUCAACAUGAAAAUCUACCGCUACCGUACGUACGAUUGCUUGAUUGCAGUCGGUUGAUUGUAACCUCAACACACGCCGCGCCUACCAGACAAAAGAGACGAAUAACAGUUUACGGGAAAUAGUCCCAAUCAAUGGUUGACCACGGUUCCAGGAUCCCGUAGUGGGCAAAAGUAAAAAUGUACGCAGAAUUGUACGGUUGUACCGGCUUGACCGGGUACGGUAGUAGGGUACACACCCCAGCUGUGGUCGUGUUCUCCCCCGGGGCGGCGCCUCGUAUACGCCUUGGGCAAAAAGUAACAUGUUGUCCAUCUUCAUCAGCU